AAAACGUUUAAGCAAUAGUAGUGGACUCACUAUUCAUAAACUCGGCAAAUUCUGUAACCUGACAUCUAACGUUGUUUUCCAAGGACGCGGAGGGGGUUUUCCAGGAAAGGAUACAUAAUCGCAUCCAUUCGAACCACUGCAAGGCAAGCAAGCUACAAUUUACAACAAAGUUUACUUUGAGAUUCCUGGAUAUUCUGCAUGCAGGAGAUCCUGUGAGGUUUCUCUCUACUGACUGACUGUGUGGUGGAAGAAGGGUUGUCCUUGUGAAGAACCAGGAGGAAGGAAGGCCGUCCAGUGGAUACAUCCUGUCCUCUUCUGGAUAAGCUGUAGGCCAGUUCUACUACAGUAUAACUGCAGCAUUAUGAUGCCAGACAGACCCAUUUUACACCCGUUUCUCCUGGCGUUCUGCUGCUCAGCAUUUGCAGGUCCGUUGUCUCGUAGCCCGUGUGAGCUGCUGCCAAUAGGUGUAGGCCACCCGGUGCAGGCUCUGCUGAAGAGCUUCACGGCCCUGUCAGGCUGUGCCUCCCGUGGAACCACGGGUCUACCACAGGAGGUUCACAUCAUCAACCUGAGGGGCAGCAGCCCUGAGGGGUCAAACGGCACACAUCCAGAGGUGGAGCUGCAUCUGAAGCCCAUCCAGUCCCUGCUGGUUCACCAGAAGCCCCUGGUGUUUGUGCUAAACUCCCCCCAGCCUGUGGUCUGGGACAUCAGGACAGAGAAACUAGCCCUAGGCAUUAAACACACCUUCCAUGUAUCUGGGGGAUCUGAUGUCCACUUCCCCCCAGGGAACUUCUCCCUCCACUGUCAUGUUCAGAAGGAGGUACUUCCCCAUGGCAACGAACACCUCCUCAACUGGGCCACCAAGAAGUACAGAGCCGUUACCUCCUUCUCCGAACUCAAGAUUGCCCUGGACAUCUACAUCAAAGUGGGAGAAGACCCAGUGUUCUCCGAUACUUGCAAGAUCGACAACAAGUUCCUCUCUCUGAACUACCUUGCUGGCUACGUAGAGUCCCAGGCCUCUAAAGGCUGUGUCCUGUCUGGACCCGACCAGGACCAAGAGGUCCACAUCAUCGAGCUGCAAGCACCCAACUCUAGUAGUGCGUUCCAGGUGGAUGUGAUCGUUGAUCUGAGGCCGUUGGGGGCAGAUGUUCUGUUGCCUCGUGACAUCGUGCUGCUGCUGAAGUGUCAGAAGUCUGUCAACUGGGUCAUCAAGGCUCACAGCAUCAGCGGGAAACUAAAUGUAGUGACGCCAGAUACCAUCAGUCUGAGCCCCAACACAGAGAGGCUGAUGGAGGUGUCUAGGACCCCUAAGCACCACCUCCCGUCUGGCUCUCAGGCCCUGAUCAAGUGGGCAGAGGAUCAUGGUUACGGACCGGUCACCACCUACACCCACACACCUGUAGCUAACACCUUUAACCUGAGGCUCAGGGAGCCAGAUGUGGUGGAUCCCCUGGAUUCCAUGUUCCCUCCAGAACUCUCCAUCUUACGUGACACCAACCCCAUCCUCUCUGGUGGUCAGGGGGGUGCUUCCCCACACUCCAGUGGCCUGCCCUUCACCUUCCCCUUGCCCCCGCUCAUGGAGCAGGGCCUGCCCUACCUGUCCCUGCCCCCCUCCCUGGAAGACCGGCCUUGGCUGGGAGGGGAGCUGGGUGGGGAGCCUGAGGAGCAGCAGGGGACCCUCAGUGUUGGUCUCAGUGUUCAGUGUGAGGAGAGCAGGAUAGUGGUCUGCAUCGACCGAGAGAGUCUGCAGGCCAACGGUUACGCUAAUGUCAACCUGACUCUUCAAGACCCAGAAUGCAAAGCAACGGUCAACUCCACCCACUACACGUUGGUGACCCCAUUGGAGGGCUGUCAGACCACCAAGUACCCCAUGCACCCCGGUCCUAUGGUCCUCUACAUCAACUCAAUCCUGAUAAGUCACGAUGGGCCUAAGGAUGGGAGUGGUGUUCCCCUGGAUUACGAUGAUCUAGAGUCCGGAGACGUGACUUUCCCUGGGGAGACAGAGGCGCUGGAGAGGGCUGCUUUCCUGGAGCACACCACGGGGCCUGAUCACAGGUCCUCCAUUCUGUUCAACUGCACCUACAGGAAGAACCAGGACACUCUAGGAGGAUCAGGAUCAUCAGGAUCGUUCCCUCGUAUUGCCCCGGCAGCAAAGGAACCGCUCAGCACCGAUGUCAUGGUUAACAUGGAGCUGUACAACACCCAUCUCUUCCAUUAUCCGUCUACCCAGGCCUUCCAUACCGUCUCCAAAAAUAAACAGGUCUUCGUAGAGAUUGGAGCCUUCAAUGUCAACCCAGAUCUUGGCUUCAUGAUCCAGACUUGCUUCAUCUCUGCCAACUCAAACCCCAACAUCGCGUCAGACUAUACCCUGAUCGAGAAUAUCUGCCCUACAGACGACACCGUCAAAUACUACAGUCAGAGAGACCUACCUGUCUCCCACUCCCAGACCGACAGGAAGAGGUUCAGCUUCACCUUCAACUCACACUUCAAUGAAUCGUUGCUCUUCCUGCACUGUGAAAUGUCCGUUUGCUCUAAGAGACCCCACAAUAACCAGGGACUGGCAAUGUGUAUCCAACCGGACGAGGCUUGUACGUCUGUCAACGGAGAGAUCAUCCUAGCCAUGAUGAUGAACACCAGGACUUCUACCAAGACCCUAGUGGUGGUAGAUGAACAUGACACAGAGGAGGAGGAACCUGUUCAUCCCACCCUCACGGCCUCACAAGACCCUGUUGACCCCCUAGGGGAAAACAUCUUGUAUGUGUUGGACACUCCAACCGUGGUUGGGAUCGCCUUCGCUGCAUUUGUGAUCGGUGCCCUGUUGACCGGAGCCCUGUGGUUCAUCUACUCUCAUACAGGUGAUACAGCUGGGCAACAGCAGCCCCUGAAGCCCCAACCCCCACCCUCAGAGAACAGCAGUGCGGCCCACAGUAUUGGCAGCACACAAAGCACGCCCUGUUCAAGCAGCAGUACAGCAUAGCCCAGAGGCCAGGCCAAGGCCAUUGGACUGGAGCCCGACGGGGAGCACCCUACCCCCCUGCAGGGAUACAGGAAGGGCUACACGGGUCACAGGGAACUGGGUUUGUUGACACUUGUUUCCCCUCUGGAUGAAAGGAAUUAUUUUGGGUUGCUUUGUGAAAACAAAGAAGAAGGAUGAUUUACUAAAGAAGAAAAUAAGAAUAAAAGGAUUUUAAAAAAGGAUUUUGUAAAAUACUAAAAAACAAUAAGAACCGUUAAUGUCCCUGGUUAAUUCAAUUUAUUUCAACACAAGUCAUUAAGGCUGUGUGACAGAACUGCUGUACUACGAGGACUGGUCUGAGAGCAAAACAGUACUAGGGUUGUUCCACCAAUUCAGUGCCUUUUGAGAAGUGUAACCUGGUCCAAAAAUAGUUGAUUUCACCUAAUUUUAACAUUCUGUGAUAAAGAGCACAUGUUCAACAUUAUAAAACACACAUUUUCUAAUCUCAAGAGGUUAAAUUUAAAAAAUGACUAUAGUAAAUGCCAAAUAAAGUAAUAGGAUUUGACAUACCAGGGUUGACGAUUUCAUCUUAAUCAGGCAAAAAUUCCCUUCCUUGACAGGGGGAAUGGAAGUUUGUUGUGUGCAACAGGGAGUGACAAUUGAAUGCAAAAUAUUUAAAUUGUCAAAACAUUUCUAGACUCUCUAUUGACGAUUGAAAUGUUAUGCUCGACCCGCUUAGUUUUCCACCACAAAACACCAAAAAUAUCCUAAAAGAAUAGAACCAGCUCACCUGCUUUUCACUAUGAUUUACUUAUCGGAUGUUCAAUGUUUCUUUUGAAAAAAAUAUUUUAAAAGGAAUAGUUUGACCACAUUACUACGAGAGUUGAGUUCACGUAACAGGGUUGACCAUAAAAUGAGGGACAGACGUACUGGGGCGGCAGGGUAGCCUAGUGGUUAGAGCGUUGGACUAGUAACCAGAAGGUUGUAAGUUCAAAACCCC
Messenger RNA from Oncorhynchus gorbuscha (pink salmon), 3956 nucleotides. Its product is annotated as transforming growth factor beta receptor type 3-like. Lineage: Eukaryota; Metazoa; Chordata; Actinopteri; Salmoniformes; Salmonidae. The record is from RefSeq and is a predicted model, not a curated record. The transcript has 17 exons. Bases 362 to 2977 code for a protein of 871 amino acids.